UUUUUUCUUCUUCUUGCACAUUCGAAUAAAUCCUUGAAGACUUCGGAGUACAUAAAUAUCUCCUCUACUGUUGCUUUUGAAAGAGAACUUAAAAUUCUUUCUUAAUCCAAAUUAUCAAGCCGAGUUACACUAAAACCAUGCAUAACGACCCCCUCCCUUUUCCUCCAGCCAAAACAAGAAACAAAAAGAAAAAAGAAAGAGUGAAGUAAAACUCAAAAAUAAAAUCUAAUUGAACAAAAAUAAAAUUCUAUCUAUAAGGUUAUCUUUUUCUUAAGUAGGUUAUGAAGCAAGGUUACAACAACAUGUGAAUUUUCGACAUAUUGCGUUUUUAAGAUUCUUUUAUAUAGUUUGUCCUGAUCUUUUUGAUAUUUUGCAUUUCUUUUAGAGCUUACCACUUCCGAUUGAAACAAAUAAAUAUCUAAGGCACCUAGAAUAAUCAGGGUUUUAGAUUGUACAAAGUUUAGUCCGCCAGAAGGCUACAAAACACGUACCCCAAAAGUUAAAAAGAAAAAUUAAUUAAAUGGGGAUCUAAUUAAAAGGGAAAAGGGGCUAAAAAUAUCUGAGGACCAUUAUAUUCCACCGACUUGAAUCUCCAGCAUUGCAAAGAAAGUAGUAUAAACUGUACUUAUAUUUUAUUUUCAUAAUUAAGCUAUUGAUUGAACCGUGACUUCAGCUCCCUUUUGCCACUACUCUCUCUCUCUCUCUCGCAACAUAAAUUCCCACUUCUUCCGCCUCUUCCCCAUACUUUGAACCCUAUCUUUCUGAUUCACAAACUGUUUUGCUGCUCUUUUUACCUGUCCAUAUCCUCUAUUUUCUUGGAAAAUUUUGAUUCUUGUCUAAUCUCGUAUUCUUUUGUGUAAUUUUCCAAAUCUCCUUCCCUCAGCUCAAAAACCCUUUUCUCUCAAACCCCAACUGCUAAAACCAAUCCUAAAUCAAUACAUUUUGAAAGAAAACUCAAAGAAGUUAAGGCAUAUAUUAUUAGCCUUCCUUUGACCUCAACAGCCAUUUUGGCCAUACUUUCAAUUCUAUCUAACUUUAAUUAUUCAUUGACUCAAACUUGUAAUAUCUUUACUCACAUUUCUUGAAGAUUCAAGGCAAUGGACCAUUUUGGUUCCAUAAAGGAAGAGUUUACUUUCAUGUCCAAUAUGCCUCAACCAAUGGAGGGUCUUCAUGAGGGUGGCCCUCCACCAUUUCUCACAAAGACUUACGAACUUGUCGAUGAUCCGAGCACCAACGAUGUCGUUUCUUGGAGUAGAGGUAACAACAGUUUCAUAGUUUGGGAUCCUCAAACCUUGGCCAUGAAUCUUCUUCCAAGGUAUUUCAAGCAUAACAAUUUCUCCAGCUUUGUCAGACAGCUCAAUACUUAUGGAUUUAGGAAGGUUAAUCCAGACCAUUGGGAAUUUGCUAAUGAAGGUUUCUUGAGGGGGCAAAAGCAUCUAUUGAAGAAAAUUAGGAGGAGAAAGACAAGUAAUAAUAAUUUCUAUCCAGGUGGCAAUUGCAAUAUUAAGUCUUCAAACCAAGGUAUGGAGUACUCUUCAUGUGUUGAGUUGGGGAGGUUUGGAUUAGAUGGAGAAAUUGAUCGAUUGAGGCGCGACAAGCAGGUUCUAAUGAUGGAACUUGUUAAUCUUAAACAGCAUCAGCAAGCUACUAAAUCAUACCUUAAAUCAAUGGAAGAAAAACUUAAAGGGACAGAAAUGAAGCAGCAGCAAAUGAUGAGUUUCUUGGCCAAAGCAAUACAGAAUCCAAACUUUGUGCAGCAGAUAAUGCAGCAAAAGGAUAAAAGGAAAGAACUUGAGGAAGAAAUCAACAAGAAAAGAAGAAGGCCAAUUGAUCAAGGUCCUAGCAAUAUUAUUGAAAAUCUUAAUAUAAAGCAAGAACUUCAAGAUUAUGGUGAUGUUUAUGGAUUUGAUGAUUUAGAACUGGAGGAAGAUGACUAUGCUGAGAAAGCACAUACAGAAAGUGGAGAUAAAGCAACUAAUGCAGGAUUUUGGGAGGACUUGUUGAAUGAAAAUAUUGGUGAAGAUGAGAUGGCUUUACUUGGUAUUGAAGAAGAGGAUGAAGAUGUGGAUGUUUUGUCUGAAAUAAAUAGCCUUCUGCCUGAUUCCUGAAUUGUAUUAGCUCUUGGAAUUAUCUGGUUCAGUUACUUGGAUACAUCAUUCAUAACUGAUUUUUCAUUGUUUAGAGUAUGUUUACCUGAGACUCAAUGUUUUCAAGGAGUCUAGCUUUUGGACUUGUUAGAAAUUUGUACCUCUCAAUAUAUUAAAAAAUAGACAACUUUUAGUGCUUUUUGUUUUUA
Nicotiana tabacum (common tobacco) is the source of this 2296-nucleotide messenger RNA. RefSeq names its product heat stress transcription factor A-6b. Gene Ontology annotation, molecular function: RNA polymerase II cis-regulatory region sequence-specific DNA binding; DNA-binding transcription factor activity. Gene Ontology annotation, biological process: regulation of transcription by RNA polymerase II; cellular response to heat. The record is from RefSeq and is a predicted model, not a curated record. Gene Ontology annotation, cellular component: nucleus. Lineage: Eukaryota; Viridiplantae; Streptophyta; Magnoliopsida; Solanales; Solanaceae.